Molecule: messenger RNA, 332 nt
Organism: Thamnophis sirtalis
Lineage: Eukaryota; Metazoa; Chordata; Lepidosauria; Squamata; Natricidae
Source: RefSeq, a predicted model, not a curated record
GCAUGGUGGAUGUCAUUUUCGCAGAUGUAGCUCAGCCUGAUCAGUCACGUAUUGUUGCCUUAAAUGCACACAACUUUUUGAAGAAUGGUGGUCAUUUUGUUAUCUCCAUCAAAGCCAACUGUAUUGAUUCAACAGCGGCCCCUGAAGCAGUUUUUGCAUCAGAAGUAAAAAAAAUGCAGCAGGAAAACAUGAAACCCCAGGAACAACUGACUUUGGAGCCAUAUGAGCGAGAUCAUGCUGUGGUGGUUGGCAUAUACAGGUAUGGGGAAACCAGAGGCCGCUGGUGAAAUUCUGUGUGCUUCCCUGGAUUUGGGAAGGUGGUAUUUAAUUGC